Messenger RNA from Theileria orientalis strain Shintoku, 1101 nucleotides. RefSeq lists its product as hypothetical. The record is from RefSeq and is a predicted model, not a curated record. The coding region runs from base 1 to 1101 and encodes 366 amino acids. The transcript has 6 exons. NCBI's taxonomy places the organism in Eukaryota, Apicomplexa, Aconoidasida, Piroplasmida, Theileriidae.
AUGUCAAACGAUUUCAAUCCAGACAAUAUACGGAACUCUCAGCCAGAGUUGCGUGUAGGAAUAUGGAUUCCUAAAACGUUUCAAUCAUUUGAUUCUGUUUUGGAUUUAUUAAGAAAGGAAGUUGAGGCAUCAACUGCCGAUUUGGAGAUAUUCACGAACAACAUGGACAGCUUAAUUCCAGAAACUGUGUAUAAAUAUCUAUGCCGACACAAUAACGUGUGCCUUGUUACCACCAAUUUCCCCUAUUACACCCAGGUGGACAAGUCGUUUAAGAAAAAAUCGAGUGAUGUAGAAUUGAUUGAAGGCAAAGAAUUGGACACUUCCCCCGUUAUUCUCUUAAGCCCAAGCUCCAGUCCCAAAUCCGACACAUUUUAUGAGGACGUUUCUUGUUCUGGCACAAUGACGGUGGCUGCUGUGUUCAUAGUCCUCACUAAAGAAGACUUGCAGUGUAAGGACGUGGAGUACAUCAAGUGUCGAAUUAACGAGAUCAUCGAGUCGUUUAAACUGUUUAACGAACACGUGAAGUUUAUGCUCAUCGUCCACGGAAUAAGAGAUUUGCACCUUAUCAAUCCCAUAGGAGUGGGAGAAAACAAGGGACUGCAAGACGAUAAUACAAUUUUGCUAAAGAUGGCAAUGAUGAACGAAUUGACCUCGUAUCUACUAGUUUACCACGAUGUAGACACUAUUGAGACUGAUGAUAAUUCAGACCUGGCAAAUGUUAUCGUAAUAUCAUCGAAGUCAAUAAGGUCCAGUUACGGGAAGAAACUAUCCUCAAAAUUUAAAUCGAAGCCAAACAGUCUAUUGAACGAAGAGUUGGAGGAAGAUAAAACGUGGUUAUCUCAACUGUUACAAGUACCGAACAUCGGAAAAAACGAAGCAGUAGCAAUAGCACAAAAGUACAAAAGCCCGUCAGAAAUAAUAGAAUCCAUAGCCAAAUCGAAAGAAGAGUUUGCUGAAACGCUCAAGUCAAUAAACAUUGAGGGAGUUAAGAAGACGAACAUAGGGAAGACGACAAUAAACAGGUAUGAGAGUAAACGUAGUAAAAUGUGUAGACUGUCCACACUGUAUUCGUACACAGUGGUGCCUGAUGAGAUUCUGUGA